Leptosia nina is the source of this 348-nucleotide messenger RNA. NCBI's taxonomy places the organism in Eukaryota, Metazoa, Arthropoda, Insecta, Lepidoptera, Pieridae. The record is from the annotation of a GenBank genome assembly.
AUGAAAACAGUAAUCUUGCUGGCGUUAGUCGCACUAAGUGCGUAUUCUGUGGACGGGUCCCACCUCGUUGUCGGAAAUGUAGCAGAUCGGGUUGUGCUUGCUCACCAUGCGAAGGUGGAAUACAACGCAAUUCCGUUCUUUAAGAGGGUGAAGUCGUUCUUCUAUUCGUCGCCUACGAACAGACCGAUACGGGGUAUUCAAGCAUUGGACACGGAACACACUAAAGCUUCGAUAAACAUCACAGCCGGGGGCAUCGGAUAUCCCUUCGUCAACUUACGAAUGAAAAGCGAAAGAGGCCACGGACUUAGCUACGAUAUUGGGAUAUAUAUCAGCCCCGACUUUAUCUAA